CCCAGAUGCAUGCUGGUCUACUAUUCCUAGCCUGACGACGACGUAAACAUGGCAUUGUUGUCAAAGUUUUCGUAUUAGUUUAAUGAGUAUAUGGGUAUCUUAUAAAGUUAUUACUUAGUUGAACAUCUUUAAGAAAAACAAGAAGAGGAACCCAGCAAAAUUCAACUAAAAGAAAGUCGGCUCUAAUUAACAAACUUAUUUAUGUACCAAAUGAAUAGAAAAUAAAAUAUAUUUUAAGAAGGAUGGAUACCAAAAUUUUCAAAAGAACACAGGAUACGCUUGGUAAAAUCAUCGUAAGGCCACCCUUGACAGAUAAACUCUUAGCAAAGCCUCCUUUUAGGUUCCUCCAUGAUAUUAUAACAUCUGUUAUUAAAAGUACUGGCUUUAUGCAAGGCUUGUACACUUCUGAAGAACAGAAUUCAGAUAAUGUGAAGGACAAAGAAAGCAAAAUGAAGUUCUUGCAGAAAGCAAUUGAUAUUGUUUCAUUAGUUACUGAAAAGCAAUUAGCUGUGAGGCCAUCCAAAGUUGUUGCUGGACAUGAACCAGACAAAACCAACGAAUUCCUGCAGGCGUUAGCUGAGGCUAUAAAAAAACAAGUUGAUAAUGAUGUGUAUGUACAGCGUGUAUUGAAAGGAGCUGAUGGAUCCAAGAGGCAAGAAUCCAAUAAAGAAAAAGAAAAGUCAAAGGAGAAAUCAAAGGAGAGAAGACAACCAGAAAAUGAAGAGCAACCUAAAUCAAAGGAAAAAGGAUCAAAGGAAAAUAAUUCCAGAAGUGAUCGACAUAAAAGUCAGUCUGAAAAUGAAAUUAAAACCGAUGAAAAACGGAGUAAAACAGAAAAGCGGAAUAGGAAAAGUGAGCAAAAAUCAAGAAGUAAAGGUGAGGAGAAAGACAGCCAACAGAAUAAAAUUGAAGAGAAAGAAAGACAACGAAACAAUGAAAGAGAAAGACACCAAGCUAAAGAUGAAGAGAAACCAAAGGAAAAACAGUCCGGUGACAAAGAGAAGUCCUCUAAAAAAUCUUUGAAAGAUGACACUAAAGAAAAUGAAAAACCUUCUCAAGAAACUAAUGAAAAAACACCUGAUGAUAUUACACUGCGAAAAUUAACUCGGCCAACAUCUGCAAAAGGUUCAAGACAUAAAAAAGAAGAAAAUGAAGUCUCACCUGUACCUUCUGAUAUGCAGCUUUCAUCAGCAGUGGAGACUACUGAUGGCCAGCAGACAAAAAUAUCUCCCAAGGCUCCAGAACAUUCAUCAUCAUUAAAUCGAGUUGGUAGCGCACGGCGUGCACCGCCUAAACUGAGAACAUCAGAAGUUAUUGACGAUCCUAUGAUACAACUUGGAAAUGGCAAACCCACCAAUGUAAUAACAGAUGAUGGAGCAGCCACAGAUGAAGAAGAACAGUUCAUUUUGGAAGAUGCAACUCUACUUCCAAAUAAAAAUGUCCCUUUAAAGACUGAUGAAACUGGAACCAUUGAAGAUGGUGGUUUGGUAAAUAAAUUAUUAGAAACAAAAAAAGAACUGGAAGGCACUAUUGCUUCAGAGGAAAAGUCAAAAGUUAAAAUUGAGAACUCUAUGAUGACCAGUACUGCAUACCAAAGACAGAGAGAACUAACUGAGAGUAAGAUUUUAAAGUUGCAAGGAAGCAUCCAAGGUUUAACAAAAAGUGCAAACCCAUUGGGUAAGAUAAUGGAUUACAUUCAAGAAGAUCUAGAUUCUAUGCACAAAGAGUUGAACCAAUGGAAAGGAGAAAAGCUAGAAUACAGAUUAGCUUUGAAAGAGGAGAGAGAAAUCACUGAGAAAGCUCUUCAACCUUUAAAGUUACAACUGACCACCUUGGAUGAAGCAAUAAAAGAACAACUAGAUAUCAUUGCCACAAUAAAAGCUAAUGUUAUUCACAAUGACAGUCGCAUUGAAGCUAUGUUACAUUCUGUUGCCAAAUUGUAAAUAAAGGACAUCCCAUGAAUUAGAGUGAUAUAUUUCAUUGAUGAUUCAUAUUAAUUUAAUAACAAAUUAGGAAUGCUAUGCACAAACUGUAUGUAAGCUGUAAGUCUUUGUUUCUAUAGACAAAUAAAUUACCCUGUCUUAUUUUCAUUA
Molecule: messenger RNA, 2093 nt
Organism: Octopus sinensis (East Asian common octopus)
Lineage: Eukaryota; Metazoa; Mollusca; Cephalopoda; Octopoda; Octopodidae
Product: TRAF3-interacting protein 1
Exons: 15
Coding region: 243-1943 (566 amino acids)
Biological process (GO): cilium assembly; intraciliary transport; regulation of microtubule cytoskeleton organization
Cellular component (GO): intraciliary transport particle B; ciliary basal body; centrosome
Molecular function (GO): microtubule binding
Source: RefSeq, a predicted model, not a curated record